GGAGCAGCCAGGCAGAAGAACUGCCUGCUCCUGACUUGCCAGCUCAGGGCAGGUUUGGGAGCUGGUGAUCCUGAUUCAGCAGCAGGUAACUGGGAGAAUGCCUGACCUCCAGCAGAAAAUUAGUGGAUCCAUCCCUCCCAGUGCCUCAAAGCUCCAUGUCUCAGCUUUGUAGUGACUGGGGUUAAUCCUUUCCUCCUGCUCCUUGUGUCUUGUCACCUCUGCACAAGGGGUUUUAUUCCCCACCUUGUUUUUCCGUCCCAUCUCCCUCAAAAGCAUAGGGACACUUGCUCUGUCUAUCCAGCAUGUGGAAUUUCACUACGUGCAUCUCCUAAAAACUCCAGGAAAAUUAUAAUUGAAGACUUAAAAGUGGGUUUAAUUGUGUGGCCUUCUGGAGAAUUUGAUGUUUUAGCUUUUAUUGCCAGACACUCAGAGCCAGCACUGAGAUUGGAGUAGCCCAAAGGAAACUCCUGCUCCUGCAAAUCUGCCUCUCCAGUUCAGGAAUGCAGGUGUUUAACUCUGGAGCAGGAGCAUGUCACAGCUCAUCCUGAGUCCCCACGAGCCUGAGCAGUGUUCAGAUGUCACCGUGAGAUCAGAGCUGUGCUGGAGGGAUCAACCUGCCCUGACUCACCUGCCAAAAGGAGCAGCAGCACAACCCCACUGUGCCUUCCCUCAGCAGGAACAGAAUAGUUUGCUCUCGGCAUUUCUAACGUGACAGAGGAAUAAAUCCCCAGAAAGAUGUUUUUUACAAGUGCAGGUAAAGCUGUUGUGCCUCAAUUUGGAGCUGCCAGGCCCCAAAGCAGUGCCCUGGGGCACCCACUGGGCACAGCCCGGGCACAGCCCUCCCAGCACAGCUGGAGGCAGCGUCAUUCCAGCGCCGCACUGGGGCCUGGCCCUUGGAAUGGGGGCUGCCUCUGCAGCUGUGCAGACACGUUCCCUGCCAGCUUUGUGGAGUCUGCCCCAGAAAAACGUCCUUUCUGGGGGAGGCAGCUUUCAUCCCAAACUAGCAAACCCGUUCUGACAGCGCCGGAAUUCUCCGGAGGUCACGGCUGUGGAGGGCGUUGCGUAAGAUGAAAACACCAUGGGUUGAGGCUGUGGAGGAAAAGAGGCUUCACAGAGCUCCAGUGCAAGCUGGAGACACAGUGUUUUCCUGUCUUCUGUGUUUUCCUGUCGCUUCUCUGUUGCUCCUUCCCAGGAAACAUCAAGGAUUUGUGUUCAGUUGAUAAAUGUGACUCACAGCUGCCUUUCCCCGUGGUUUCAGAGCUGCCUUCGAGGCAGCAGAGAAUGGGUUUGAAAUUCCUGAUUUCCUCCUAAUUUCCCACUCAUCCCCCAGAAGAGUUGUGGAUCAAUAGUGUGUCUCAGUAUUGAGAUACAGGGCUGUCACCCAAAACCAUUUCCCUGCUCAUACAGGCACUGACCUGCUCCUGAACCUUGGCUUUGUGCAGGUGCUUCUCCUUCAGCAAACAAGGGUGAACCCGCUGCUCUGCUUCAGCAAGAAAUCUGAGCAAGUUUCCAUUUGCACUGUAAAUUUUAAAAUAUGGGACUGUUUCUCACCCAGAAUUGUAAGAAAAACACUGGAAUUUCAAGUGCUGAAAGGGUGGGGUGAACAGAGACCUCGAUUCUUUUGUGGUGUUGCUUUUAAUUUUCAAAUUAGUCUGAUGAACUCUCUCUGUUGUAGAAAAAGCCUUUAAUGUAUGAUCAUAAUUUAAAUAUUAUAUCAGUCCCUCGAUGGAUGAUGGGAAAACCUUCCCCUUUCCUCGACUGCUCUCCAGUAAUCCCCCAAAGGUUUGAAAGCACUCCCAUUCCUCCUUGGAGCUGUUCCAUAUUGAUUGCUGAAUCCUAAAUGACCUGAACAUCUUAAUAUCUCAUGUCUUCUAAAUCUGUGACACCGAGAUGGGAAUGGGGUGGGAGAAGCUGGAUCAGAUAUUUGAAAACCUGUACCUCAGAGAUGUAACCAUGUUAAUUUUUAAGAGGAAUUCCAAAGUACCACCUGGUGUUGGAGCUGACGCGUCCGGGCUUGUUCCUCUUUGUGGUUUCUCCCCUCCCAGGUUCCCCCUACGACUUCAUCUCUCUGGAAUGGCUGCAGAAAUGGCUGGAUGAGUCCACUCCUCCCAAACCUAUCGACAACACGGCCUGCCUGUGCUCCCAUGGCAAACUCCAUCCCGAUAAGAUAUCCCUGAUGAAGAGGAUUUCGGAAUACGUGGCCGACUUCUUCUACCGGCGCUACGGGGGAGGGCCCCGGCUCAACGUCAAAGCACUUUGCAAGGACUGUGUGGUGGAAAGGUGUCGAAUCCUGCGGCUCAAAAACCAGCUGAAUGAAGACUACAAAACUGUGACCAACCUGCUGAAGGUCACAGUCAAGGGGAACGACAGGUUUUGGGUUGGAAAAGCAUCUUUGAGGAGCUGGCGUCAGCUGGCUCUGGAGCAGCUGAAUGAGCAAGAUGAAGAUGCAGAGCACAGUAAUGGAAAAAUGAAUGGAAACGCACAAAACAAAGAUGAAUCAAACGAAGAGAAGAGGGAGGAGGAAGAGGAGUUAAAUUUUAAUGAAGACAUCGUUUGCCCACACGGUGACCUGUGCAUCUCGGAGAACGAGCGCAGGGUGGUUUCCAGGGAAGCCUGGGAGAAACUCAAGCAAUAUUUCCCAAAAGCCCCCGAAUUCCCGAAUAACAAAGAGUGCUGUUCCCAGUGCAAGAUUUUGGAGCGUGAAGGGGAGGAAAACGAAGCUCUCCAUAAGAUGAUGGCCAGUGAGCAGAAGACUUCUCUCCAGAACCUGUUCCAUGAUAAAUGCAGGCCUUGCCUGGGCAGUUGGCCUCAGGAGACAGAUGAGCUGUAUAUUGUUUCGCAGUUCUUUGUAGAAGAAUGGAGGAAAUUUGUCAGGAGGCCGACACGCUGCAGCCCCGUGUCCUCCAUAGCCAACAGUGUCCUGCUCUGCCCCCACGGGGGGCUCAUGUUCACCUUCGCUUCCAUGACCAAAGAAGACUCCAAACAUAUAGCUCUGAUAUGGCCCAGCGAGUGGGAGAGGAUCCAAAAGCUCUUCGUGGUGGAUCACGUCAUCAAGAUCACCCGGACACAGGGCCCCGAGGGCACCCGCUACACCUCGGAGCCCCAGCUGUGCCCGGAGUGCCGGGAAGGGCUCCUGUGCCAGCAGCAGCGGGACCUGCGCGAGUACACCCAGGCCACUGUGUACGUGCACAAGGUGGUGGAUAACAAAAAGGUGAUGAAGGACGCGGCUCCGGAGCUGAACGUGAGCAGCUCGGAGGCUGAAGAGGAAAGGGAGGAAAACAAGCCAGAGGGGGAGCAGGACCCUGAUUUUAACCAGGCCAACGGCGGCGCAAAACGCCAGAAGCUCUCCCAGCAGAGCUACAUCACCUACCAAAAACAGGGAAUCAGGAGGAGCACCCGGCACAGGAAGGUCCGAGGGGAGAAGGCCCUGCUGGUGUCGGCCAACCAGACCCUGAAAGAGCUGAAAAUACAGAUCAUGCACGCCUUCUCCGUGGCCCCCUUCGACCAGAACCUGUCCAUCGACGGCAAGAUCCUGAGCGACGACACGGCCACGCUGGGCAGCCUGGGGGUCAUCCCGGAGUCCGUCAUCCUGCUCAAGGCUGAUGAGCCCAUCGCGGAUUACGCAGCGAUGGACGACGUUAUGCAAGGUCAGAGGGGAGGGGGAAGGGAAUUGUGA
This is a messenger RNA of Pipra filicauda (Wire-tailed manakin), 3676 nucleotides long. RefSeq names its product ubiquitin specific peptidase 48 (gene USP48). Gene Ontology annotation, biological process: protein deubiquitination; fatty acid catabolic process. The record is from RefSeq and is a predicted model, not a curated record. The transcript has 15 exons. Lineage: Eukaryota; Metazoa; Chordata; Aves; Passeriformes; Pipridae. Gene Ontology annotation, molecular function: protein binding; cysteine-type deubiquitinase activity; 2,4-dienoyl-CoA reductase (NADPH) activity. The coding region runs from base 2177 to 3676 and encodes 499 amino acids.